CUGGCAUCCCAGUCCUAUCUGAAGUCUCUUGUAGCAACAGUGCUUCUUAAAUUACUACACUGUAUCUACUGACUGGGCAAAGGCAUAGGAAUGUGUUAGUGGUGUGUGUUCUGUGGGAACAAGAGAAUGAGAAAGAGAGCUGAAUUCUGCAAGUUACUGUAUUCCAUGGAGGAGAGGAAAGAAAAUCAGGAGAAAUGAGGCUCCUAGGAUCCUUCAGAAACACCCUGAGGAUGGAAUUCUGGGAGCGUUCGAAGAUGGUUUGGCUGCCUUGGAGAUCUGGAGAUCUGAUGCCACGAUGAGGACUCACACACGGGGUGCUCCCAGUGUGUUUUUCAUAUGUUUGCUUGGCCUUGUGUCAGCCUACGUUACUGACGAGAACCCAGAAGUCAUGAUUCCCUUCACGAAUGCCAACUAUGACAGCCACCCGAUGUUGUACUUCUCCAGGACAGAGGUGGCAGAGCUCCAGCUAAGGGCUGCCAGCUCCCACGAGCACAUCGCUGCUCGGCUCACGGAGGCUGUGCACACCAUGCUGUCUAACCCCCUGGAGUACCUCCCUCCCUGGGAUCACAAGGACUACAGUGCCCGCUGGAAUGAGAUCUAUGGAAACAACCUGGGUGCCUUGGCAAUGUUCUGUGUGCUGUAUCCUGAGAACAUUGAAGCCCGAGACAUGGCCAAAGACUACAUGGAAAGGAUGGCAGCGCAGCCUAGUUGGUUAGUAAAAGAUGCUCCUUGGGAUGAAGUCCCACUCGCCCACUCCCUGGUAGGUUUUGCCACUGCGUAUGACUUCUUAUACAACUACCUGAGCAAGACACAGCAGGAGACGUUUCUGGAAGUGAUUGCCAAUGCCUCCAGCUAUAUGUAUGAAACUUCGUACAGGAGAGGAUGGGGGUUCCAGUACCUCCACAACCAUCAGCCCACCAACUGCAUGGCCUUACUCACUGGGAGCCUCGUUCUGAUGAACCAAGGGUACCUUCAGGAGGCCUACUUGUGGACCAAGCAAGUUCUGACCAUCAUGGAGAAGUCUCUGGUCUUGCUGCGAGAGGUGACGGACGGCUCCCUCUACGAAGGGGUUGCUUAUGGCAGCUACACCACCAGAUCGCUGUUCCAGUACAUGUUCCUCGUCCAGAGGCACUUUGACAUCAACCACUUUGGCCAUCCGUGGCUGAAGCAACACUUCGCCUUUAUGUAUAGGACCAUCUUGCCAGGGUUUCAAAGAACUGUGGCCAUUGCAGACUCAAACUACAACUGGUUUUAUGGUCCAGAAAGCCAAUUAGUGUUCCUGGAUAAAUUCGUCAUGCGUAACGGCAGUGGAAACUGGCUGGCUGACCAAAUCAGAAAGAACCGUGUGGUAGAAGGUCCAGGAACACCAUCCAAAGGGCAGCGCUGGUGCACGCUACACACAGAAUUUCUCUGGUACGAUGCCAGCUUGAAAUCAGUUCCACCUCCGGAUUUUGGCACCCCAACAUUGCAUUAUUUUGAAGACUGGGGUGUUGUGACUUACGGAAGUGCACUACCUGCAGAAAUUAAUAGAUCUUUCCUCUCCUUCAAGUCAGGAAAACUUGGGGGGCGUGCAAUAUAUGACAUUGUCCACCGAAACAAAUAUAAAGAUUGGAUCAAAGGGUGGAGAAAUUUUAAUGCGGGACAUGAACAUCCUGACCAAAACUCUUUCACGUUCGCCCCCAAUGGGGUGCCUUUCAUUACCGAGGCCCUCUAUGGGCCAAAGUACACCUUCUUCAACAAUGUUCUGAUGUUUUCUCCAGCUGUGUCCAAGAGCUGCUUUUCUCCCUGGGAGGGUCAGGUCACAGAGGACUGUUCAUCAAAAUGGUCAAAAUACAAGCAUGACCUGGCAGCCAGCUGUCAGGGGAGAGUAGUCGCAGCAGAGGAGAAAAAUGGGGUUGUUUUCAUCCGGGGAGAAGGCGUAGGAGCUUACAACCCCCUGCUCAACCUGAAGAACAUUCAACGGAAUCUGAUCCUCCUACAUCCACAGCUUCUCCUCCUUGUCGACCAGAUACACCUGGGAGAGGAGAGCCCUCUGGAGACAGCAGCAAGUUUCUUCCACAAUGUGGAUGUGCCUUUUGAGGAGACAGUAGUCGAUGGGGUCCAUGGAGCUUUUAUCCGGCAGCGGGAUGGUCUCUAUAAAAUGUACUGGAUGGAUGAUACUGGUUAUAGUGAAAAAGCAACCUUUGCCUCGGUGACAUAUCCUCGGGGCUAUCCCUACAAUGGGACAAAUUAUGUGAAUGUCACCAUGCACCUGCGAAGUCCCAUCACCAGGGCAGCUUACCUCUUCAUAGGGCCGUCUGUGGAUGUCCAGAGCUUCAGUAUCCAUGGAGACGCUCAGCGGCUAGAUGUUUUUGUAGCUACCAAUGAACAUGCCUACGCAACUUACCUGUGGACAGGUGAGAACACCGGGCAGUCUGCCUUUGCCCAGGUCAUUGCAGACCAUCAGAAAAUUCUGUUUGACCGGAGUUCGGCCAUCAAGAGCACCACUGUCCCCGAAGUGAAAGAUUACGCUGCUGUCGUGGAACACAGUCUGCAGCAUUUUAAGCCAGUGUUCCAGCUGCUCGAGAAGCAGAUCCUGUCGCGAGUCCAGAACACAGCUAGCUUUAGGAAGACCGCCGAGCGCCUGCUGAGGUUCUCAGAUAAGAGACAGACGGAGGAGGCCAUUGAUAGGAUUUUUGCCAUAUCCCAACAACAGCGGCAGCAGCAAGGCAAGUCGAAGAAAAGCCGAAGGGCGGGCAAGCGGUACAAGUUUGUGGAUGCCGUCCCUGAUAUUUUUGCACAGAUUGAAGUCAACGAGAAGAAGGUUCGGCAGAAGGCUCAGAUUUUGGCACAGAAAGAACUGCCCAUAGAUGAAGAUGAGGAAAUGAAAGACCUUUUGGAUUUUGCCGAUGUCACUUAUGAAAAACAUAAAAGUGGGGGUUCCGUGAACGGUGGCUUUGGACACAUACGGAUGGUGACCAGUCACAACAGAGCCCCGUCGCUGUCGGCCUCGUACACCAGACUCUUCCUGAUUCUGAACAUUGCCAUCUUCUUUGUCAUGUUGGCGAUGCAACUGACUUAUUUCCAGAGGGCUCAGCGCCUCCAUGGCCAGAGGUGUCUUUAUGCAGUCCUCCUAAUAGAUAGCUGUGUCUUAUUGUGGUUGUAUUCCUCCUGUUCUCAAUCGCAAUGCUAACCCCGAAGCCAUGAGCAUUUUGUGAUCGUGAGAGUUCAUGCAAGAAAAAAUUUUUCCCCACUUUGUUAUAAUCCCCCCCCCCAGAUUUAUUUGGACAAAUUUAAGGGAAGAUGUCACACAAAAAAAGCAGAAUUUUGCAUUGGACCCACAAAGGAUGUAUCUAAGAUGAAAGAAUAGCCUUGGCUGUCCCCUAGUAUUUCUGGGAGUGUUGGGCUUUGCUGAAUGACCAGUUCCUAUGAUCAGAGACAAAAACACCUGUUCUUUAUGUCAUAUUUCUCUUAAAUAUAAACAAUAAUUUAUACAGAAUUGGGUUUUACUAUCAUUAAUUUAAUGCUGUUAGAAGCUUCCAGAAACUGUAUUAUGGAACAUACUGAGACACAUAAUUCCAAGCAAUACAGGUUUUUAAAAUAUGAAUGAUGGGAACUAUUAAAAUAGGACCUGGAAGCUGUUCAAAUAACAUGAUAAAAUGAUGGCACAAAAUGAUAAAAGAACUGAAAGGUUUUUUUUCAUGGAAAACAUGGACAAAUGAACAUUUCUUUGAUGUUGGUCAGUUCAGGCAUGUGAUUUUUGUGGCUUUAUACUUUCAUUGGCUUUUUGAUAAAUGACAUAACAACAGGUAAUUUCAUAUUAUCUUUCCCUUCUAUGUAAAAUGUUUGUAGAUCCAAUAGCUGAAGUUUUCAAAAUAAACUAUUUUAUAUCCUGAAUCUCAAUACCAAAGAACACGGGGCUAAAGUUUUGGUGCGAUUCUUAAUGUUUGUAUUAGAAAGCUUUCUUUGAGUUUAUUUUGCUAAAUAAACCAAUCAUAAUUAUGAUUU
Messenger RNA from Peromyscus eremicus (cactus mouse), 3987 nucleotides. It is a transcript of the gene Dse, whose product is annotated as dermatan sulfate epimerase. The record is from RefSeq and is a predicted model, not a curated record. The transcript is spliced from 6 exons. Gene Ontology annotation, molecular function: chondroitin-glucuronate 5-epimerase activity. NCBI's taxonomy places the organism in Eukaryota, Metazoa, Chordata, Mammalia, Rodentia, Cricetidae. Bases 296 to 3172 code for a protein of 958 amino acids.